GGGAGACUCUUGCUGACAUGAAAAUCCCGGAUAUUUCUGAUGAAACUCGUGUCGAUGUCAUAGGCAAAGUCAGUUACAAGCUAAGAAAUAUGAAGAUUACAAGUUUUCGUCUGCCAGAUGCUAGUAUUAGCGCCGUGUCGGAUACUCAACUGAAGGCUAGCAUUGUUAAUGCUAGAUUAAGUAUGCAUGGCGAUUGGAAGUACCAUAACCAUGGGUUUAUCCGAAUAAGUGACGAUGGCAGUGUUGAUGUAAAAGCGUUUUCUAUUACACUCUCGAUUGUCCUUCAAUUUGGGUAUUUAAAUGGCGAUUUUUCGAUAUCAACCACAAAGAGCGACUGUAAUUUCAACAUUGGCUCGCUGGAUGUCGACUUCCAUGGGGGUGCUAGUUGGCUUUACAACCUAUUUAAAGGAUCAGUUCGUGACCAAAUACAAGAUCAACUUAAUAAAAAGAUGUGUAAUGAUGAAAUUAUAAAAGAAGUCAACGGAAAACUGACAGAAGUUGUUACAGUUUUUAAACAGUUCUGCUAUUAUUUCAUCGUCAUCAUUAGUAUCAUUAUUGCCAUUACAAUCGCCAUUAUUCUCUGUGGCGUAGGUAAUCGCAGUGGAGCCAUUGCAAAUCCCAAGGACCCGGGGCAAUUAGGGGCCCGUUCAGUAAUGCCUAAAAUUGAUAAAUUAAAGAAAAAAAUUAAUACUCAACUCUUUAAAAGAAAAAAAAAUGGCCAGCAAACCCCUCAAUAAUAUUUAGGUUUUAGAGGCAAUAAUUGAUAACUUUAUUUUAAUUUAUGGUACAAGGUAAAGUAAGAAACAUUUAUUUUUAAUGUUAUACAUUUUCCAUACUCUUUUUCUUUGACAAAAAGAUGUUGUAUGCCCAUAUAUAGCCAUGAUGUGCCUAUAUAUGCUUAUUGCCAUAUUAAACAUGUCACAAGUUUUUGUCUAAUGAAAAUUUUAGACAGGGUUCAAAAUGUAUUUUUAUAUUGUGAUUUUGUAAACGAUGAAUAUAGUGGUCGAUUCUCUUGAAAGGUAAUUGAUCAAAAUAACAGAUAUAUCGGGACGGUCUCGUGUAGAUCUAGGGAAUAAUUUGUAAAUGAUAACAUUUA
Molecule: messenger RNA, 1096 nt
Organism: Anneissia japonica
Lineage: Eukaryota; Metazoa; Echinodermata; Crinoidea; Comatulida; Comatulidae
Product: bactericidal permeability-increasing protein-like
Exons: 6
Coding region: 18-737 (239 amino acids)
Molecular function (GO): lipid binding
Source: RefSeq, a predicted model, not a curated record